UCUGCGUUUCGACUUGUUUUCAAGUGUCAAAAUCUGACAAUGACCCAUAUAAUUUAAUUUUUAAGUAAAAUUAUUUGUUUGUAGGUUGUAAAAAAAAAAUGCCAACAUGCAAUAGUUGCUAUAAAUAAUUGGUGGUAUUUGUGCGUUGCAUGUCAAAGUUUUAGGCUCUUUAUAGUAUUGAUCAACAUAUUUUCGUGUAUCAAAUUUCUCGGAUAAUAUAAAAAAUUUGACACUUGCCUUUUCACGUUAGCCCGAACCUUUAAUUUUUCAAGAAUAUUCUUCUUGUCAGUUUGUUGUACAUCAUGGCAGAAAGAAGGGGAAUAUCACUGAGAUCAAGAAGUCCUUCUCCGGCAAGAAGUGCAGAUUUUAUACGUAACAAAGGACUGCCCAAGCCUGACAUGUCAUUCAAAGGGACAGGUAUUUUUAAGAAGAACGAAAGGCUGAGUUCCAGCACUGGUCAUCUUCGCAAGAGUAUAGGUACUCAGUCAUCUGCCAUGUUAAGUCAAUCUCUAAAGGAAGGCUCCGACUUGACAAUGAUUGAGGCGGAGUAUAUAAAGAAUCUUCAACAACAGAUCUACUUUCUGGAGCUGGAGGCUAACUAUUUACGUGACCAAGCAAACAAAGCCACAGUGAAGUACCCAAAGAUGACGGCAGAGGCUGAGAGGAUGUUGGCCAGACUCAAGGCAAUGGAGAAACAGAUGGGUGAAAUGCAGAUGGAACUGAAGCGUAGAAACAUGGUGAUCGAGAUGUCGCUGUCGGAAAAAGAACGCCUCACUCAACAGAUCAAAGAGGAGAAGGAUAAGCUGGCGAAGGAGAAGCGACUGUGGACCGAUGAGCUCGUCCAGUUGAAGAAGGCCAAGGACCGACUGGAGGUGGAGAUGGUGCGCAAAGACACACAGCUGCUGGAGGCCAAGUCGGAAAUCGAUAAAAGCGCCGCUGCUCUGUCCGGUGCCGAAGUGAGGAUAAGCUCGAUGAAAAAACAACUGCAAGAGGCUGUUGACCAGCUAGAGGAGAAUCAGUCGUCGGUGGAGGAGAAAACGUGCACCCUGGAGAUGGAGCGGAAGGAGCUGGAGGAGAAACUCUCCAUCACCUGUCUGUCCCUGGAGGAGAAGGACCGAGAGAAUCAGGAGUUGAGGGAUGAGCUGUCUGCAUUGCGCUACAAGUUCAAGGAUUUGGAGAUUAGUGUCCAGAAGCACCAGUUGACACAGGAGCGUGCGGAGGAGGAGAGGUCGAGACUUGAGAAGGAGAACGAACAGCUCCGUCACCAGGUCACCAAAUAUGCACAGCAGCUCGAUCGGGGCGACUCAUCCAAUACCCAGGGCAUGACCGAUUCCUCACCAAUGGAUGAACGACCACCAAACAAACCAAUCGAUCGCAGAUACUCUGACCCACUGUCGUUUAAUCAACGACAAUUGGACUGUCUCUUCAAGGAAUACAAACCUCUGGACAAGUCGAUGAAUUACCGAUGCUCCGAACACCAGUUGCUAGACAGUGGGUCGACCAGCUACAGCACGCAAGACGGCAGACCUUACGAACCGAACUCCAAAUCGCUGAAUCACCACAAAUCUGCGGAAGCCCGAUCAUUUGAUUACAGAUACAUGGAUUACAGAGUGUCGGACCGCCUGCCACCGACGACCAGCAGGUCGAUGAGCAGGUCAACCAAUCGCUCAAACGAGUCAGUCGAUAUACACGACAUACUGAGGAAACUGCAUGUGGAGAUCGACCACCUCAAGGAACAGAAGAAAAUAGAACAGAUGAAAGCACAGCACUACUUAGAGGAGAUGGCCCAGCACGAGUUGACUAAGAACUACCUUGGAGAUGCAGAUGAACACCGGCGCUCAAAAUCAAAGAUUGAGGAGCGUGACCGUGAGAUAUUAAAGGUACAACACAGCCUGCACUCUCUGGAGACACGGUUGAAGAACUGCGACUACCAGGCCGACAUGGAGCUCAGUCUGCAGAGUCAGAAGUGGGAGGAGUUUGGGCGGCUUGCAGAGAGCAUGCGCACGCUGUCGCACACAAUGGCCGCCCAGGCCCACUCACGUGCUACCACCACCGCGACUGCUUCCACCCUUAUACAGUACUGAACCACCACAGCCAGCCGCCGGUAUUACAGAGCAUCGAGCAGCGUGGAGGGACAAACUCCUCGAUUAGUGUGUUGAUGAUACUAGUGAAUUAGGUUUAUUUGCAACACAUUAUUCUAUAUAAUAUCAUUAUUAUAGUAAAUUUUUUAGUUAUUCUCGAAUAAUCGCUUCCAGUUUUAUAGACUAGUGUCAACAGUCUUAAAGCUAGAAUAGUGUGUUGAAGAUACUACUGAAUUUAGUUUUACUUGCAACACAUUAUUCGAUAUAAUAAUUUAGUAAAAUAUUACCAAGUAGAUUAUUUAUCCUAACAAAUGCUUUAGUUAUGUUAUUCUCGAAUUGCUUCCAGUUUCAUAGCCUAUUCAGUAGUGUCAAUUGAUUCGAACUUUGAAUAGUGUGUUGACGAUACUACUGAAUGUAGUUUACUUGCAACACAUUAUUCAAGAUAAUAAUUUAUUAAAAUUAUACCAAGUAGAAUAUUUAUAAUAACAAAUGUUUUUAGUUACGUUAUUCUCGAACCGCUUCCAACAGCAUACAGUACCGAGCACAGAGCCGGUUUAUCCUAGUAGCACAUUCUACGGGCCCCACACUUCAGGGGGCCCAACAGUGAUAUCUACAUUUCUGUUCCCCAGGUCAUUUUUCUCCUCUCCCCGAGGGGGUUGCAAAAUGUAUAUCCUGGGAAGGGAGAUCCGCUGUUAUUUGUGUUACAGGCCCCACGGAUCCUUAAACCAGCUUUGACUGAGCAGUGUAAAUGAACUUGGAUUACUGUGUCGAAGAUAGGUGUGAAUUUAGUUAAAUCAAAAUGUAGUUUAAUAUUUGAUAUAAUUAUUAAAAUAUUACCAAUUAGAAUAUUGAUUAAAAAAAUUAAAAAAUUGUUAUGUAAUUCUUCAACCACUACCUCUAUUAAUUAGUACUGCGAUUUUAAAUGAUGUAUUCUUAGUUUGUAGAAGACAAAAACUACAUAUAGUUUUCAAAUCUUCUGAUGAAUCCAUUUUAAAACUAGCGAGGAUCCUCAAUAUAUUAUUAGUAAAUUUUUCAAAGAUAUUGUUAUUCUGCUUCUUGUUUUAAUCGUAAGGCAAAAUAUAUUUUUGUUAUCAAUGUAAUAUUGUGUUGACAAAUAUUCCAUUCUCUGCCAAUUAAAGGCAUGUGCGUGGGGGUGUAUCAAAACAUUCCUAAUACUUGCAGAUUAAACAAUGUGCUGGGGUGUAUCAAAACAUUCCGAAUACCUGCCGAUUAAACAAUGUGCUGGGGUGUUUCAAAACAUUCCAAAUACCUGCCGAUUAAACAAUGUGCUGGGGUGUCAUUAAACAAACAUUCCUUUCUUUUCCUGUGCCUGCUGAUUAAACAAUGUGCUGGGGUGUCAUUAAACAAACAUUCCUUUCUUUUCCUAAUGGUCACUGAUUAAACUGCAUGGAUGUUUUACCACGAAAGGG
Molecule: messenger RNA, 3511 nt
Organism: Gigantopelta aegis
Lineage: Eukaryota; Metazoa; Mollusca; Gastropoda; Neomphalida; Peltospiridae
Product: myosin heavy chain, clone 203-like
Exons: 12
Coding region: 303-2084 (593 amino acids)
Source: RefSeq, a predicted model, not a curated record